AUGGGUGAAUACGUCGAGCCCAGUGCGUCCCCUUGGGUGGGCGAGGAGUUGACAAAGCCAAAUGAUGCUGGCUGGUCCGACUGUAUGACCCUGCCCACUCUUUCGGAUAUAAAACACGAGGAAAUUAUUGCUCUGGCUUGGGUCCUCCUUCUCUUUCGCGGGACAGUGCACAGUGAGGAUGGAGGCUUUUCCUGGUUGAAAGAGGGCAGUCUCCAGGGAGGUCCCAUCUCCGAUGUGAUUGAGGGGGAAGGCAGCUCGCUGCGAUCUGCUUUGGAAGCUAUCCGAAGGCGGGGUCAAUUUGACGGGGAAUUUUCGGACACACUCUUGUUUCGAAAUGCCUCCCUUGAGAAUGAAUGGACGUUUGCGCUAGAAGCAAAGCUCGCGCAUGGUGUUGUGCAUGUUCGCGGAACUCCUCAGUCCCCGACAGCCACGCAGCCUGUCGAAGCGGUCCUACCUCAUAUCCUCGCCGACAUCAUUCUUUCAAUUGCCAAUAACCUCGAUCAGUCUGUUGCCGAGGCCGUCCGCAUUGGACGACAAGAGCUGUCACAAUUAUGGAAGUGGAACGGGACAAUGCCCCCCACCAUCGACCAAUGCAUCCAAGAUAUAAUCAGUGAACAAGCGCAAAGUCGACUCGAUCGUCCCGCAGUUGUGUCCUGGGAUGGAGAGAUGACCUAUAGACAGCUAGAAGAGCGCUCAACAAAUCUGGCUAGACACCUUGUUGAUCUGGGACUGCAAAUUGGCAAGGCUGUUCCGCUCUGCUUUGAAAAGUCCAUGUGGACAAUUGUUGGUGUCCUCGCAGUCAUGAAGGCUGGCGGUGCGCUGGUUCUCAUGGAUCCCAGCCAGCCAGAGGGACGACUGAGCACCAUCGCCAGCGAGGUUGAGGCUGGUUUUAUCUUGACCUCGGAGGCGCAGGCGGCACUAGGUGCGCGCAUUGUCCCGGGAGGAAAGCAAGUUAUUGUUGGCCCACUGAACGAUGAGGCCGAAUUUAAAUCGCUCUCUGUGGACCUACCUGUGGUCCCAGCGUCGUCAACUCUUUACAUCCAGUUCACCUCCGGCAGUACUGGCAAGCCCAAGGGUGUGGUCAUCUCUCACUCCAACUAUACUAGCGGUGCACUACCUCGCGCCGAGGCAGUCGGAUACAAAGAACACUCGCGAGUGCUUGACUUCCCCUCGUACGCAUUCGACGUCAGCGUUGACUGUAUGCUGUGCACUUUGGCCAACGGAGGUUGCAUUUGUGUGCCCUCAGAAGACCAGCGAGUCAACGAUCUCAGUGGCGCUAUUCGUAAGCUGAACGUGAACAUGGCACACAUGACGCCAUCGGUCGCGCGUGUCUUGGCGCCUGAUAUAAUGCCCUCGUUGGAGGUCAUCGGCCUUGGUGGCGAGGCAAUCUCCGCUAGUGAUGCGGCCGAAUGGGGCCAGAAGACGAAAAUCGUGAUCGCAUAUGGCCCAUCAGAGUGCACUGUUGGCUGCACAAUCAAUAAUGACAUCCCUCCUGGUCGAUCGUACACUAGUAUCGGACAGGGAGUCGGAGGCACGACAUGGGUGGUAGAUCCAUCCAAUCAUGACCGAUUGAUGCCUAUCGGCACUGUGGGAGAACUUCUUAUCGAAGGCCCCGUGGUCGGUGAUGGAUAUCUCAAUAAUCCAGAGAAAACCGCCGAGGUCUUCAUCGAGGACCCAGCAUGGCUGGUUGAGGGUGGGGGAAUUGUUGUUUUCAUCGGCCGUGCCGAUCAACAAGUGAAGCUGCGCGGUCAGCGCGUGGAACUGGGAGAAAUUGAGCACCACGUCCGAAAUUAUUUCCCCGCUGGAGCAAGUGUUGCAGCGGAAGUGAUCUUCCCCGGAGGAAAGAAAGCUGAUGCCACACUGAUUGUCUUCGUGGCGGAGGAAAAGAGUGAAACGACGGGCACAACCAGCGAGAUCACCUCAUUUUCGAGUUCAUUCCAAAAGCUGAUCGCUGGUAUUGACGAUGUUCUUGCGACAAACCUGCCCCGGUAUAUGAUCCCCGCCGCAUAUAUCCCACUCAAUCAGAUGCCACUCCUGGUGUCGCUCAAGACAGACCGGAAGCAGCUGCGGGCUCUCGGGAAUGACUUGACAAGGAGACAUAUUGCAGAGUUUAGAUCGUCCACCGUUGUCAAAAUAGCACCCCGGACAGAGAUGGAGCGUAAGCUUCACGGCCUGUGGUUGAAACUAUUUGGUGAUGAAACAGAUAUCGGAGUCAAUGACCACUUCUUCAGCCUCGGCGGUGACUCGUUGAAAGCCAUGAGGUUGGUGGCUGCUGCACGAGAGCAGUCUCUUGCUAUUCAAGUCACUGAUAUUUUCCAAUCACCUAUCCUCGAGAACCUGGCCCUCAGAGUGAAAGAGGUGGAGAACAAAGGUCCACUGGAUGUUCCCCCAUUUUCGCUGCUUCCAGCAAGUUGGGAGGCCGAUGCUGCACGGGUCGAAGCGGCUUCGUUGUGCAACUUGGAUCCUAGCGAGGUUGAAGAUGUGUAUCCCUGUACACCUCUCCAAGAAGCUCUCAUGGCCCUCUCCGCUAAGUAUACGGAUGCCUAUGUCGCGCAGAGAGUCAUUGAACUUCAGGAUAUUCAAACCGCCAAACGACUCAAAUCUGCUUUUGAGCAAGUCUCAGCAGAAUGUGCGAUCCUGCGGACAAGAAUUGCCCAAGUUCCACGCCGCGGUCUCAUGCAGAUCGUCGUACAGGCAAACACUCCAUGGCUCAACAGCUCCAACUUGGCAGAGUAUCUGAGUAGCGACACACUCAAGGGGAUGUCUCUGGGCACUGAGCUUGCUCGUUUUGCUAUUGUGGACGACGAGACAUCUGGCAAAACCUACAUCGUCCUGAGCAUUCACCAUGCACUUUACGAUGGUUGGUCAAUGCCUUUGGUAGUUGACCGAGUGAAUCGCGCCUACCGCGGUGAGAGUAUUGGCAGCCCAGCACCGUUCAAGAACUUCAUCAAGUGGCUUGGUGAAACCGACCGAUCCUCCACGGAGAAAUUUUGGGAAACUCAACUCGAGGGCGCUACAUCGCUGCAAUUCCCUCCCAUUCCAUACACUGGGUAUCAGGCGCGUGCCGAUUCUCUGCUAGAACAUUACGUCAAUCUGCCCCGGGCUUCUUCGAGCUCCACAACGAGCAUCGCGACCGCUAUUCGAGGUGCUUGGGGUCUGUUGGCCGCGCAUUACACAUCUUCUGAUGACAUCGUAUUUGGAGAGACCAUGACCGGUCGCACAGCUCCCGUGGCAGCUGUAGAGGAGAUCGAGGGCCCGAUGAUCACCACUGUCCCGGUUCGAGUUUGCAUCGAUCGCAAGGCUCGAGCAUCAAGCUACCUCCAGCAGAUCCAUGAUCAAACAGUUGAUCGCAUUCCUCACGAACACAUGGGUCUGCAGCACAUUCGACGCCUGAACGCCGAUGCUCGAGAGGCCUGUGAAUUGCGCACAGGUAUUGUAAUUCAUCCGACGAUUGAGGAAGUCGAGCCCUCUUCGAAAGAAGAGCCAGCCACCGCAUUUGUUCCAACCAGCGAGGCAGAGGCCGCUCGUGAAGCGUUGAAAUUCAACUCAUACGCCCUUAUGCUUGUCUUCACCGUUGAUACAAAGGGCUUCCUUGUCAUGGCCAGCUUCGAUUCAAAGACCAUCGAUAUCCCUCAGAUGGAUCAAGCGCUUAAACAAUUUGAUCGGCUGGUGCAGCAGAUUCUCGAGGAUCCGACCCAGAAAAUCCAGCACAUCUUCGAUUCCACAAUUGAGACGGAUGUUACAGAGCAAUGCCGUCUGGCCAAGAUUGGUCCAGCCAGCCUCCCUACUGAGGAGGUUUACUCGGCUGCCACAUCUACUUGGAUCGUUAACCCAAAUGACCAUGAGUGUCUUGUACCACCUGGUGGAGUGGGUGAGCUGCUUGUGGAAAGAGAAGGUGAAGUGGCUUCCGGCAACCCAGUUGCCAAUCCAACCUGGUGCAAGCAACCGACGAAGCUGUACACGACAAACCAGCUGGCGAAGUAUACCAAUGAUGGCUCUGUUAUCAUCCUUCGUGCGAAGGACGCACAGAUUGGUCAGCUCCAACCCCGAAACAAAAAGCUUAAUGGUGGUGCAGCCAUAACGACGGUCACGCAGCAAAAGCUCCAACGUGUCUGGAGCCAGGUCUUGGAUAUCCCCUGCGAGGAUAUCCUUUUGGAUGACAGCUUCUUCGAUUUGGGAGGUGACUCCAUUCGUGCUAUGAAGUUGGUCUCGGAGGCCCGUAUGGAUGGCCUUCAGCUAACUGUAACUACGAUCUUUGAUCACCGGUCUCUGUUUGACAUGGCCGAACACGCAGUGGAGGCCCAGCCAGCCGUCGCCACGGCUCAGGAUUAUGCACCAUUCAGCUCACUCAACGUGACCGACGUAGAUGCAUUCAUCAACAAGAUGACCCCAUUGCUUGCUCAGCCUGAUUGGAAGAUCGUGGAUGCAUAUCCAAGUCGCCCGCUUCAGGAGAUCGCAGUCCAAGGAACUGUCCAGCUGCCUCGGUACUCUAUGCGAUACGAACUUUUCUACAUGGACACCGAGGUGGACCGCACUCAGUUGUUCCAAAGUUGCCAGGAACUUGUUUCUCGGAAUGAAAUCCUUCGAACUGUGUUCGUGGAACACGAGGGUGUCUCAUUGGGAGUGGUUGUCGAUAACCUUCCCUGCCAGUUCGUCGAAUACGAGAUUGAAAGUGAUGUGGAAAAGUUCAGCCAGAAACUCUGCGACGUUGAUGUCCAGUCACGCAUUCCUCUCGGAUCACCAUUCUUGAAAUUCCUCUUCGUUCGGCACGUUGACGGGCCCAGCAGCCUGAUCAUGCGCAUCUCCCACGCCCAAUACGACGAGAUCUGUCUUCCGAUUCUGCUGCAGCAGCUAUCGGCAUUGUAUGAGGGACGACCAGUGCCGAAGAGUCUGCCAUUCUCGUCGUACGUCGGCCAUGUGACUCGCACUAAUCUGCCAGCCAGCAUCCCGUACUGGCGUGAUCUCCUUCAAGGGUCAUCUAUGACACGGAUCCAGCCCGAUAUCCCUGUCGUAUCUGCCGCUCACUUCGCCAUCUCCAAGGAUGUCAAUAUAGCCGCGCGACCACGGGAGAUCACAGUCGCAACCCUCCCUACGGCGGCUUGGGCGCUGUGUCUUGCGCGACGCCUCUCCCUUGACGAUGUCACUUUCGGCGAGGUGGUGAGUGGUCGCAACAUUGACCUCCCCAACGCUGACUCGAUUGUUGGACCAUCGUGGCAGUAUGUACCGGUGCGGGUGAAGUUUGGAAAGGAAUGGACAGCCAUGGAUCUUUUGCAGCUUGUCCAGCGACAACAUCUUGAGAGCGCUCAGUACGAAGGAAUCGGUCUGAAGGAAAUUGUCAAGGACUGCACUGACUGGCCGGAGACGGUUGAUUGGUUUGAUUCGGUCGUGCACCAGGACGUUGAGCACGUUGAGGACCUAUCUUUCAUGGCGGCCAGUAGCCGUAUGCAGACUAUCUACCCGCAUUUCGAGCCAUUGCGGGAGAUCAAGGUGCAGGCAUUCCCCAAGGGGGGACUCUGUGCAUCGAAAUUGUCACUGUUGAGUCGUGGUCGGACUUUGCUGUGUCUUUGUUGGAUGAGAUGA
This is a messenger RNA of Penicillium mononematosum, 5580 nucleotides long. RefSeq lists its product as uncharacterized. Gene Ontology annotation, molecular function: phosphopantetheine binding; catalytic activity. Lineage: Eukaryota; Fungi; Ascomycota; Eurotiomycetes; Eurotiales; Aspergillaceae. The record is from RefSeq and is a predicted model, not a curated record. The transcript has 3 exons. Gene Ontology annotation, cellular component: cytoplasm. Bases 1 to 5580 code for a protein of 1859 amino acids. Gene Ontology annotation, biological process: secondary metabolite biosynthetic process; amino acid activation for nonribosomal peptide biosynthetic process.